UCCUAGCUGCGCACCUUCAACCAGCUGACCGCUGAAAACACACACGAGCGCUGUCAGAACCGCUCCAGAGCCAAACUCUGUCCCGAACCCAGCGCUCGGGCUUGCUACAGUGACCCUGCGUUAGAGAUGGCGGAUCUGAGCGCAAUACGGCAGGAACUUAGAACCAGAAAUCAGAACAGUUCUUUCGAUGGCCCUCGGUGCAUGUCCCCCCAAAAAGAUGAGCUACAAAAACUGGCUGUUCCGUUCUGCGGCAGCAUACAGGGCGGGAUGCGGCCGGGGAAGAAAAUCACGAUCAUGGGCAUCAUGAACCCAGACCCGGACAGUUUUGACAUCAGUCUGACGUGCGGUUGCGGAGACGUGGCUCUGGACAUGUGUGUACAGUUUGAAGACCGUGAGAUUUUGAGGAACGCUUGCGUUUCGGAUACCUGGGGAGAAGAGGAGAGAUCAAUACCAUAUUUCCCCUUCAUCGCAGAUCAGCCUUUCAGAGUGGAGAUCCAUUGUGAGCACCCGCGUUUCCGUGUGCUUGUAGACGGUCACCAGCUCUUUGACUUCUAUCAUCGCGUGUCACCGCUGACAGCGAUUGACACCAUACAGAUCAGCGGCAGUCUGACCAUCACCAAGCUCAACUGAGGAGAACUGCAUUGAACAUCUUCAUUGCAUUUAUGUCAUGUUAUGUCAUCACGAGCACAACCCAUCUGUGAUCCACUGUAAACAGGGGAACCUUCUAGAAUCGCACAGCUGGAUCUCUAGAAUCUAUGGAGGAAGUUUAUUUAAAUAUGCAUUUGUUGUAGCACCAUGGGACAAUGAAACGCUGUAUGUGCUGAUAAAGAUACUGUAUAUGUGAGCGUACUUCCUGAUUUGAGAAUGUAAUUGUCCAGCGAAUGUGCUCAGAAGAAUAGUUAUAAACAGAGUGAUGUUGAGUUACAUGUGUAGAGAUAUUACAGGAAUAGUGCUUUUUCUUUUAUUUAUAAUUGUACAUUAAUAUAGACUAGCACUUCUGUUUGAGAGCUAGAGUCACUGAUGAUGUGUAGUAGAUGUAGGUGCUGUUGUUUAUUCCACUCAAAUGUUUUUUAAAGGUUUGUGAAUAUUUAUUGUCAUCAGUGACCACACAGUGUUUCAUGGCAACAUCGACUGAAUUCACACACACUUUCCCCCCGAAUUAUUCUGUAAUUAAAUCAAGAUUUCAAAUAAAUAUGUUGGACCGU
Messenger RNA from Xyrauchen texanus (razorback sucker), 1205 nucleotides. Its product is annotated as galectin-related protein-like. The coding region runs from base 127 to 630 and encodes 167 amino acids. Gene Ontology annotation, molecular function: carbohydrate binding. The record is from RefSeq and is a predicted model, not a curated record. NCBI's taxonomy places the organism in Eukaryota, Metazoa, Chordata, Actinopteri, Cypriniformes, Catostomidae. The transcript is spliced from 5 exons.